Mesitornis unicolor (brown roatelo) is the source of this 3641-nucleotide messenger RNA. It is a transcript of the gene POLRMT, whose product is annotated as polymerase (RNA) mitochondrial (DNA directed). The record is from RefSeq and is a predicted model, not a curated record. The transcript is spliced from 20 exons. Lineage: Eukaryota; Metazoa; Chordata; Aves; Mesitornithiformes; Mesitornithidae. The annotation marks the transcript as partial. Gene Ontology annotation, cellular component: mitochondrial DNA-directed RNA polymerase complex. Gene Ontology annotation, biological process: mitochondrial transcription. Gene Ontology annotation, molecular function: protein binding; mitochondrial promoter sequence-specific DNA binding; DNA-directed RNA polymerase activity.
GGAUCCCAUGGAGCGUUCUGAGGAGCUACUCCUCCGCCAGCGCCAGGGAGAAGGCGGGGAGAAAUGCUGUCUGUGAAAGGACGGAGCUGCUGGAAGUGCUAAAAGCUCGAGUGAAGCAGCUCCAAGCCAGUAAUGCCUCAGAGGUGAUGGUCAACAAAGUGGAGCUGGCCCCGCUGGGCAGUGACAAGCACCAGAACCCACUGGGGAAGGCGAUGGCUGCCGGCCACGCAGAGGAGCAGCCAACUCCCAGGGCAAGGGGCAAGAGCCCGGCCCAGCCCGGCAGCUGUGUCAAGACGUUGAAGGAGGAGAUGCACAUGCAGCAGCUGAAGGUGGAGCGCAGGUUAUCCAUCGCUGCGUCCCAGCCCGCUCCAGAGGCCAAGGCCAAGACAGAGGGCAAGGCCAAAGCUAAAACCAAGAAGAGCGUGAAGAGCCCGAAGAGCCCAAAGGUUGAAGUGGCUGGUGCCUGCAGCCAGAGCCACGCUGGCUCCCAUGGGGUCCCUGCCCAUGGCAAGCCCAGAGUGGUGGCAGUGAAGGAGAGCACAAAAGCGCAGAGGCCUCGGCGGGUGCUGGAGGACAAGGACGGCAGCCAGCACAAGGUCAUGCAGCAGACCCUCCAGUCCAACCUCGAGUGCUUCUUCUUCCUGCAGCAGCCAGAGGAGGCCGAGAGGUUCCUUGUGCAGUGCCGCAGGUCCCCUGUGAAGAGGAGGCUUUUGAACGUCAACGCAUACAACAUCGUGAUGCGCAGCUGGGCGAGGAAGGGCUGCCUGCAGCGUGUCAACCGGCUGUUCUCCAUGCUGGAGUCCGUUGGCCUCCAGCCCAGCCUGGACUCGUAUGCAGCAGCACUGGAGUGCAUGGGCCGGAGCCAAUCACCCACCAAAGCAAUCUGGAGAUGUUUACAGCAGCUGGAGAGCAACGGGUUCCAUGUGGAUGAGCUCUUCCAGAAGUGCUUGUUUGAGGAGGAUGAGAAGGAGAUGAUGCUGAAGGCUAUCAGGACUGUGCAGCCCGACUACCAGCUGCCUCCUCCGCCCAGCCCCCAGACCUGCAAAUCUUCUCUGCUGCAGGACUUCUACUCUAAGGAGAAGACGGUGUCGUACCCCAAGCUGGAUUUCACUGUGCAGGAGUUGCAGGAGCGCUUUCAGCAGCAGCUGAAGAUGGAACUGGACAUCACCAUAACCAUCGAGUCAGUGGAGGCAACCAAACCUCUGACCCCACAAGCCAUUAAAGCGCGCAAGCUGCUGGCCACCCUUCGUGCCCAGUGGCAUGACUCCAUCCUCCAGGCCCUGCAGAAGUCAAAGCACAACAUGUCCAAGCUCAAGACGGCUUACAACAAGCCGAGUUACAGCAUCCUCUACCCCUACCUGUGUCUGCUGCCUGAUGAGGAGUACGUGGGCAUCAUGCUGCAGAUCCUCAACACCUUCUCUCCGCAAGGGGAAUCCCUGGCUGUCUUGGCCAGGGAGCUGGGCUCCAAAGUCUACGACAGAUACAUCACGCAGCGGAAGCUGCGCAGCCGCCAGCUGGAGAAGGUGCAGGAGGUCUACAAGGACUACAUCCACCUGCUGGCGAAGGACAGCCAGCCUGAUCAGUACCUGCCACGGGAAUACUGGGAGAAGCUGGUGACAGAAGCGGGCUUUGGGCCUUCGCUGAACUUGAAGGACUGCAGCUGGUCUUACAUGAUCGUGAUGCGCCUGGGCAUGUACAUGCUGGAACUGCUGGUGCAGGCUGUCAAGGUGCCCAGGAACAUCCUCAACCCCCGCCUGGAGCCCAAGCUUAUCCCUGUCCUCUACCACAUCUACUCCUUUCGCAGCAGCUGGCAGGUUGGGCUGAUAAAGCCCCAUCCCAUCUUCUCCCAGAUGGUGUCGGACGCUGCAGAGACCAUGCUGACCUUUAACUCCUCCGCCAUACCGAUGCUGUGCCCCCCGGUGCCUUGGACCUCCCCCCACUUCGGUGCUUUUGUGCUGAACGACACCAAGCUGAUGCGCUUUGUGGACGCAGCUGUCCAGCACCAGCUGCUGCUGGAGCAGUGUCCCCCAGUGAACCUCCACCCCGUGCUGGAUGCCCUGAACCAGCUGGGCAACUGCCCCUGGAAGAUCAACCAGCCGGUGCUGGAUAUCAUCAUCUCUAUCUUCAACGAUAAGGGCAACGAGAAGCUGGACAUCCCACCGCCUGUCUCCGAGGCCCCCAGGCCUUCUGGUCCCAGCAGCCCCUCUGCCUUGAACAAAUCUCAGAAGCACGAGCUGUUGAUGUGCAAGAAGAAGGCGGCUGAGAUGCACAGCUUGCGCAUGGAUGCUCUCUAUAAGCUCUCCAUCGCCAACUACGUCAGAGACAAGGUGUUCUGGUUCCCUCACAACAUGGACUUUCGAGGCAGGACUUACCCUUGCCCGCCCUAUUUCAACCAUCUGGGGAACGAUGUCACCCGGGCCAUCCUGCUCUUUGCGGAGGGAAGACCACUGGGCCCCAAGGGCCUGGACUGGCUGAAGAUUCACCUCGUGAACCUGACGGGACUGAAGAAGAAGAACGCCUUGCAGGAGCGGCUGGAAUACGCCAACGAGAUCAUGGAGGAGAUCCUGGACUCGGCCGACCGCCCACUCGUGGGCAGGAGGUGGUGGAUGAACACCGACGAGCCCUGGCAAGCCUUGGCGUGCUGUAUGGAAAUCGCCAAAGCCUCAAGGUCCCCGGACCCAGCAGCCUACAUCUCCCACUUCCCCAUUCACCAGGACGGCUCUUGUAAUGGUCUGCAGCACUACGCAGCUCUAGGCCGGGACCUUAUUGGCGCCACCUCCGUCAAUCUGAUGCCCUGCAGUGUCCCCCAGGAUGUCUACAGUGCGGUGGCCCAGCAGGUGGAGGAGUUUCGGAAGAAGGACGCUGAACAGGGGGUGAGGAUCGCCCAGGUGCUGCAGGGGUUUAUCAGCCGCAAGGUGGUGAAGCAGACGGUGAUGACGGUGGUGUACGGCGUCACGCGCUACGGCGGGCGGCUGCAGAUGGAGAAGCGUCUCAAGGAGAUCGAGUUCCCUGAGGAAUACUUGUGGGAAGCGUCUCACUACCUCGUAAAGCAGGUGUUCAACAGCAUCAAGGAGAUGUUCUCGGCGACUCGAGAUAUCCAGAACUGGCUGACGGAGAGCGCCAAGCUCAUUGCCCAGUCGGGACGAACGGUGGAGUGGGUCACGCCGCUGGGUCUCCCCAUCGUGCAACCCUACUAUCGGUCCACGUCCACUGUGCUGAAUUGCACCAUGCAGAGGCUGAGUGUGAAAAGCUUCAACAGCAACCAGAAGCCUGACACGGUGAAGCAGAAGAAUGCCUUCCCACCCAACUUCAUCCACUCGCUUGACUCCACGCACAUGAUGCUCACGGCUCUGCACUGCCUCAGGCAGGGUCUGACCUUCGUCUCAGUCCACGACUGCUACUGGACUCACGCGCUCUCCGUGGACGUCAUGAACCAGAUCUGCCGCCAGCAGUUUGUGGCUCUGCACAGUGAGAAGAUCCUGCAGGAUCUGUCCGAGUUCAUGCUGGAGAAAUACUGCAGCCCCGGCAGGGAGACUCGAGCCCUCUGGCAGAAGAAGCUGAUGGAGCAGCUGUCGAGUGUCCCCAAGACAGGGGAGCUCAACCUGCAUAGGGUGAUGGAUUCCACCUAUUUCUUCAGCUGA